GUUCUGCUGGGGUCCGGUCCCUCCCUGCAGCCACAGAGGCUGGCUCUCAUUGAGUCUGGAUCCCAGAGCCGCUGCAGGUCCUGCGUGUUUGUGGUGGAGCUUCAGGCUGCAGUGUGGGAACAACCUGAAGGCCGUCAGGGUUUGAUGAAGGGACUUCAGCAGCUGCUGGUUGACCUCUGCAGACAUGAUGCCCAACAGCCGUCUGGGGAAACGCUCGCCGUUCGGAGCGCUGGUGUGCUCCCCCUGUCCGCUGACGCACCAGAGCAGCACCGCUGUGGCGACGGGACAACAAGGCAUCAGCAGAAUCCGAGGCCACAGCGAUCUGAAGGUGUACUUUCAGUGUGGAGGAGCAGGUGACCCUCAGAGCGACGCCGUAGCCCAGCCCGCAUCCUCAGCAUCUCCAUCCUGCAGCAGAUCCAUCUCCUCCUGCAUCGACGUCCCCAGAAGUUGCCCCGCUCAGCAGGAGGUGGACAUGGACGAGCUGAUGGCAGCCAUGGUGCUCAGCAGUCUGUCCUGCAGUCCUCCGCCGCAGAGCUCCGCCCACAGAGCAACCGCAGCUCCUUGGACGGACUCUGGCACCGUCGAGCUCUCAGACAGCAGCAGCAGCGGCUACUGGAGCGUCGACCGCGGCCCCAGGAGCCCCGGCCCCCCCUCGCCAGCAGCCGAGGCCAACGGCAGGUCGGCCACGCCCCCUGAUGAGGGCCUGGACAUGGAGCUGGACCAGGUUCUGUUUGAAGAACCGGCUCCUCGGAAACGCAGGAACUCGCUGAAGGUGGCGUACCGGUGUCUGUGGCCGAGCUGCGGGAAGGUGCUGACCUCCCUGGUGGGAAUUAAACGUCACAUCAGGACGACGCACCUGUGCCACGGCGGCGAACAUGAGCGAUGCUCUCGCAGUGAGGAGGACUUUUAUUACUCCGAGAUCAACCAAUGGGACGGGCCGCUCCAGCAGUCUCCUCCCUCUGCUCCCCAGUGUGGCCCCACCUCCUCCCCCCCCUCUCCUCCCUCAUCUCCAUCUCCUCCCAGCUGCAGCACUCUCAGUCGCUCUGCCCCUUCCCCUUGUAGCAGCAUCUGGCAGGUCCAAUCAGAGCACUCCUACCAGGCUCCGCCCCCGAGUCAUGUGGUUUCACCUGGAGCUUCCGCCUCAUGCCGGGUGACAGCCCCGCCCACCACAUGCAGCAGACAGGGAGCGGCGGUCCGGGUGCGAUCAGUCAGCGUGGGCGAGCAGUGGCUGCAGCACCAGAGCGCCCCCUGCAGGAGGAUUCGAAGCGAGGCCAAGAAGUGUCGGAAAGUUUACGGCAUCGAGCAUCGGGAGCUGUGGUGCACGGCGUGCCGCUGGAAGAAGGCCUGCCAGCGCUUCCUGGACUGACCCAGGAGACGGGCUCCUCUUGCUGCCGGUUUUUGCUCCUCUUGCUGCCGGUUUUUACCUUCUUUGGCCUUCAAGGCGUUUCCCAGACUGUCCUCAGCUGACGACUGAACUGAGGAGCGUCUCCAAGCCGUCCCACAGUCUGGAUCAUCGGGGAGGAAUUUCUCUCCUUCGCUUGAAGCUGCAGAAGAUCUGCAUCCAGGAGACGUGCCAAACCUUUUUAUUUCAGCUUCGGUUCAUUAAAUGUUUUAGCCAUUAAAAACUUGUUAUAUGGAAAAGUGUUGCCAUGCAUCGUCUCGCUUCUGAUGUGAUAAAAUCAUGUUCUCCUCAGAGGAACCGUCUCCACGUCCUCCAGGAUCUGGAGGUCCGUCGUGUUUGUAGGUCUGAGUCUGUUUCCUCACAAUCAGACUGAUUUAUGACGUUUUCUGUUUCUAAACCAUGUAAAUUGUGACGUAUUAAUAAACUGGAGGUGAAGGUGU
Molecule: messenger RNA, 1842 nt
Organism: Fundulus heteroclitus (mummichog)
Lineage: Eukaryota; Metazoa; Chordata; Actinopteri; Cyprinodontiformes; Fundulidae
Product: zinc finger protein 395
Exons: 10
Coding region: 185-1366 (393 amino acids)
Biological process (GO): regulation of transcription by RNA polymerase II
Cellular component (GO): nucleus
Molecular function (GO): DNA-binding transcription factor activity; RNA polymerase II cis-regulatory region sequence-specific DNA binding
Source: RefSeq, a predicted model, not a curated record